Molecule: messenger RNA, 2088 nt
Organism: Hylaeus volcanicus
Lineage: Eukaryota; Metazoa; Arthropoda; Insecta; Hymenoptera; Colletidae
Exons: 2
Coding region: 839-1417 (192 amino acids)
Source: RefSeq, a predicted model, not a curated record
UUUAAUUUCAAUCUUGUUUAAUUUGUUUUCAAGAAAUGAGUUUAUCAUGGUUUCUGCGGAGGAUUGCCUUUAUACAGAUACAACGGAAGCUUCUAACAUAACGUCCUUGCAAUCGGACAGUUCUGCGAUCGUUACUAAUACGAAAGAUUGCUUUCCCGAACCUAUAAAUAAGGAGACUGAUGUUUUCAAAGAAUAUAAUUGUACGUAAUCCAGGAAUUUAACGAUUACUGAAACUUAAGCUGUCAAAAUAUCGUGUAAACUUAAUAAUUUAAAAAAUGUAAAUUAAGUACUAUGCAUAUUAAGUUAAAGAAUGUAAAUGUCGCGAGAUACAUUCAACCGUAAACCGUGGUGUACCUCUGGAACAGCAUGGAAUGGCAGAUACAGUGCAGCAGUCACCUAAGAAAGAGCCACCGAUAGACCAGCAUUCAAUGCAAAUUCAAUCCACCAUGCCAUGUUUAUGCCAUGCCCGUGAGAUGUAAUGCAAUCUCAUUUCUAUUCCAUGUAGCAAUUAUUAAAUUACCAAUUCUUGUCUUCUUACAGUGCCUACACUUUACCUCUGAAAUAUAGAAAAGGUAACAACUGCGGCUACUUAAAUCCUUUUACGAUAUAAACACUGGACAUUUUUAUUUCAAGAUCCGUCGCAUUCGAAACCAUUUUGGUGUCCCUUUAAAUGGAAAUGGCCGAAAACAGGAUGCUCGGAAAGGAAGGACACAACAUAUAAAGUAAAAUUGAAGCAAACAAAGUGUCCUCACUAUGCAGAGGUAUAAAUUUUCACGUGGAAGUACGAUUUCUUUCUUUCGGAUUAAUAUUAUUCGUUAUUAUUAUUAUUCAGCCGUAUAUGUGCUGUGAGAUAUCGGAAGGUAUACCAAACAAAAGAAAAUCCGAUGACCCCAAAAUGACCAAACCGCCAAGAAUCGAAAACAAACAUAUAGAUAAAGAAAUGGGGACAAUGGAAAAAAUCGAGAUUUAUUAUUUCGACCAUGGUAACUCUGCUUACUAUCGAACGACGGAUUCACCACCGAUAUUAGCCACUGAAAAAUGCGCAGAGAAGACUGACCAGGCGGCGACUCGUUUCUGGGCUGAGAUAUUCGGAACGAUUCACAUAGGCACCGCUUUCGUGACAGCGUUCAUCCUGCAACUAAUACGCUUCGUACUCUACAGCAUAAUUAGGCCACUCACCGUGGGCGUUUUGCAAAUGCUCGCCGACUACUUUAUAAAACCCUGUCUGUCGAUCGUCUUCAACGCUCUUAUACAACCAGUGUUGAUAUUAUUGUACAAUAUAGCGACGUCUUUGAGGGAUCUCUGCGAGCCUAUCGCUGAGGCGAUGGGUCUGUUCCUAAGGGAGAUCGCCAAUGUAUGCGCGGCGAUUAGAAUUGUAGAAGUGAAACGGUGUUCUCCUUCUGUUCCUUGCACUUAACGAACACAUGCAAAGAAAAGUCGAUCAAAGUUGACUGGUGAGUAUGAAGGAGUUGAUGCUAUUCUAAUUUCGUAUCUACAUAUUUCGUUGCGAGGUAACAGGUGAUAGAAAAGAUGAGUAGACGAUUCGCGAUCGUUUCGCUGACCUCAUCUUGGUUCUGAGAAGCAAGCGAUGAUGAUUCAAUGGUAAUUCAGGAAUACCAAGAUGCCAACCAAACUAGAUGAUAGAACAGCCUAAGCGACACGAGUUUCAACGAAUAUAACACAUGCCUUAACACCAGGUAUAUAUUUGGUAUUACUUUAACUUUACAAUAUUAUUAUCGUUUCAUUCAUUGUGGUUUCAUUAUUUUUUUUUUCAUUUUUUUUUUUACAGAACAAAUUACUUCUUAUAGCAACUAACUUUGUCAAUAAUAAUCAAUAAUCAUCCUUCGUCUCUUUCGUAUAUCUUACUGUUUAAUAAAUUAUGUACAAUCUCACAAACAACAAACGGAGGAACCUAAUUACAUCUUGUAGUUGUUCACACUUCGCUAUGUACAGGUACUACUGGUUUUUACAGAACUGCGCUUUCGCUCCACCUGCGUGUAGUCAUUUAUCUAUAAACUCGGUUGUUCACGUACUCUAUUUAAAAAGGAAAAGAAAGAAAGAAAAAACCAAGGGAGAGUGAAAAGAAAA